AUGUCGACUAUCCACUUCCUCCCCCCUCGGGGACAACCUACGAACCCCACGCUACACCUCAUGCCUUUCCAUAUAGAGCACAACGGCCCUUGUCCUCUAUCAACUUACUUCCUUGUCCGUCCUGCCUCUGAUUUACCCUCUGCCUCUGCAUCCACAUUUGCAUCUACAUCUGCGCCCACAUCCGUAUCCCCCUCAACCUCACUGCCCGACAAGACAGAAACCCAAAGCCCUGGAAACCCCUCGCUCAAAAACCGGUUCACCUCCAGCUUCAGAGGCAGAGCACUAAAAGGCGUCCAAGUCCCCCUUCCAGAGGGUUACACCGGUGUGCUCCUGCGUUCUUCAGCUCCUGCACCGGCACCCGCUGCUCGGGUCCGCCGCCCCAGCCCUGUCAAGCGUCGUUCGAGGAAACGUGCUGCUUCACCCAUCCCUGUCGAAACCGACGGCGACGGCGACGCGGGCGAGCGGCAGGCAGAAGAUCAGAGGGAGAAGAAAGACCUCAGGAUCGAGGGCUGUUUCGAGGGUUUUGUUCUGUGGAACGCGGAUGUAGACGUGGAUGAGGAAGAUGAGUACCUGAGAACGCUCGGGGAAUGGCAGAGGCUUGCUGCACUCAUACAUGACACGCAUUUGGGAGGGGACGCGUAG
Molecule: messenger RNA, 642 nt
Organism: Dacryopinax primogenitus
Lineage: Eukaryota; Fungi; Basidiomycota; Dacrymycetes; Dacrymycetales; Dacrymycetaceae
Exons: 2
Coding region: 1-642 (213 amino acids)
Biological process (GO): RNA catabolic process
Cellular component (GO): ribonuclease H2 complex
Source: RefSeq, a predicted model, not a curated record